GCGGCGCUGCUGCUGCUGCUGCUGCAAGGCCCGAAGAGCCGCGACGGCUGGUAGGUGACCAUGGCCGGGCAGCGGGGCGGAGAGCCGCCGAAUUAUGUCGCGCGUCUUUCCGACUGGGCGGACGCGCAUCUCACCCUCGUCCGGAACAUAAGUACUGGAUUGGCAAUAGCUGGAGUGAUUGCACUUGCAAAGAGUAUCAAGUUGACAGCCAAAUUCACAAAUGCUUUGGAAAUACCUCCAGAAUUUAUACAGAAGAAUGCUAAGCUACGUGGACAAUUGCAUCGAAUAACCGAGCAAGGAUUAGAAAUUGAACAUGUACCUAUUACCCUUCCAAUCAUUUCCUCUCUGCAGAAAAGAUGGCAUUCAAAUGGUUUGUUGCUUGUCAGGCUUGCUGGUGUGGAGUUAACAUCUGAUGGUGUAAUCUGGUUAAAAGAAGAAAUGAAACCUUCACAAAUGAUUUGGUUCCAGCUUUUGGGCAGAAAAGAAUCAUCACUUGAUUGCUUCGUAAUAGUAAAUAAGGGGAGAUUUUCCAGUAUUUGUCUAAAUGAAGAGAUCUUGCGACGGGGGCUUGGCAGGACAGUUUGUAUUGAAGGAUUGGCUCAUGAAUCUCAGAUAUACUGGAAGCUUCACAAGAGGCUACUUCAAGCAGAAAUGAAAGCUGUGAAAAAAAAGAAAGGAAUCUGGAAAGAAGAGACACUCAUUGAAAAGUUCAAAGAACACAUCAACAAUUAUAAACUUAUCCAAAAAUUAAAGCAGUUUGCAACAUGGUUGAGAAUGCGGCUAUGAAAACAAUUGCUUGGAGGAACCUAAAUGGAGCAGGGAGUAGCAUUGCGUUCAUUUGUGAAAAUGAUGUAACUAAGUUCUUAAGAAGAUGAAAACAUCUGAUACCGAUGUCUUAAGAAAAUGUGCAUAUACAAUACACAUCAUUAUUGUUAAAAAAUGUAUCUACGCUUUUCACAAAGAAUAACUCUUUAGGCUGUCUAAUAUGGAAAUAUGGAAUUAUUGGUGAUGUAUUUUACAAAGAUUGCAUGAAAGUUCAGGGAACGAAAAGAAAAGAAAAAGCAAGGAAUGGUUUCCAUUAUUACUUUUUGUGCAAAAAAUUGGUCAGCUUUUUUAUGAUAGGACAGCUAUAACACUGAUGCUUGACCUUUGGCAACAUUAUAAAUGUUUCUAGAUCAGUGAUGGCUAACCUUUUCGGCAAUCAGUACCAAAACUGGAGCCUGUGUGUGUCCUGGAACACCGAAACCUGGAAGAGAGCAGCUGGCCGGUGCACAUUCGUGUGGUGACCAGAUGCUCUUUCGGGUUCCAGCCCGCAAAUACACACCAGAAAGCUGGUCUUCAUGGAAAGACCCGGAAGAGCAGCUGGUGACAGCACGCAUGCCCACAGAGAGAGCUCUGCGUGCCACCUCUCUCACGUGUGCCAUAAGUUCGCCAUCACGGUUCUCGAUGCUGAAUUUGGCUUAGUUUGGAAGACUGCUUUCUGGCUUCAGUUUAUGAUGGCAUGAUAUUAUUUAAUGCUCUUGGGACAAUGGUCUGAUUUAAGUUCACACUGGCACUGGUUGAAGAUGAUUAGCUAAUAAUUAUAUAAAUUAGCCUCAUAAACAUUGUGCAUUUGGUGCUGUCUGUUCUAGAGGUGGUUCUUAAUAGAUGUUAUGAUACCACCCACCACCUAUAAAUAUCAAAGUGUACCAAUUGCAAUUCUUGGGUCAUUGCUCCUAUAUCAGGUUUCUUUCAGAAAAGGAAGAAAUUAUAUCAGCCAAACUAUCUUAUCUGUACAUAGUGUAUGCUCUCUUUGGUCUGUGUCUGUGUGGCUUCAUUCCUUUGUUCUGUUUAUUUCUCUUUGCUUUGUGAUGCCACAUGGAAAAAUUAAAUGCAGCGGCCUGUAUAAUUUGUUUAUCAAAGAGAAUAACUAAUUUCAGAGAGACCAAUGUGCUCAAGAGUCAGUAUUACUGCUUAUGUUUUAUAGACCUAGUGUUUUAAGGGACGAAGAAGGAAGUGACAUUGAAAUUAUGGACUUGUGCUCAAGGCAAGUUUGUGUUGGAUUCGAAUGUAAAGAUUAAUUGACCUGAUCAUAAGAUGUGCUCACAUGAAUAGAUUUACUUUGGUAGAACAUUAUGUAUAACUUUGUGUUCUGAACCACUUAUUUAUAUGCUUAACUAGCACUUGACAACAUUUUGAAUGGUCUUGCCAAUGUAGGUAAUAUAUAUAGAGAGAAUAUAUCUACAUUGAGAAUUAAAUCUUAUAGAAAUA
Molecule: messenger RNA, 2250 nt
Organism: Thamnophis elegans (Western terrestrial garter snake)
Lineage: Eukaryota; Metazoa; Chordata; Lepidosauria; Squamata; Natricidae
Gene: MISO1
Product: chromosome 10 C3orf33 homolog
Exons: 5
Coding region: 61-786 (241 amino acids)
Source: RefSeq, a predicted model, not a curated record